AGGGCAGCACAUUUCACACGGAGAGCGAUUCAAUUCGAAGGGGGCGGAGAGAAAGAGGGGGAAGGGCGACGCCGGAGGGACAUCGCUGGGGCCUGGCGGAGGAGGAGGAGGAAGAGAAGAUGGCUUGGUGGAACAAGAAGGUGGUGUUCCCGGUGAAGCGCGCGUGGGUUGCCGUCGCCGCGAGGGUCAAGGCCCGGAAGUCAGGCGAUGGAAUCCUAAAGUUGCACGACGAUGUUCGAAUGUGCGGUUACCAAGACGUGCAAGUGAUGUGGGAGAUGUUGCGAUCGGAAUUGGAGGUCUCGCCCGCACCUAAACAUCGGAAGCCAUACGGUUGGAGACCGUCGAUCUUCUUGCGAUCGAAUAGAUGCCAUCGUCGCGAUUAGUUAACUCAGGCUCGAUAUCGGAUUCCGUCGAACGAACCAAGAACCCUAAGCCCGAUCGUAGUUAGCAUCCAACAUGCAUAGGUUAAAAUGUACAUAGCAAAUAGAUCGAAAAUUUCUCUCCCGAAACUGAAAGGCAAACUACAUUGUCGAGGCCAUAAGGCCGGUUUCCUUCAUCCCUUCUUCAAGGGAUUCUCGGUUGAAGUCGUUGGAUCGGAUGAUUCAGUUGCACAUGAAUGCGAGUGGCAUCCUUAAAAUUUAUCUAUUUCAAAUUUCUAAGAGGCCCAUUUAGAAACGAA
Messenger RNA from Zingiber officinale, 679 nucleotides. RefSeq lists its product as uncharacterized. Lineage: Eukaryota; Viridiplantae; Streptophyta; Magnoliopsida; Zingiberales; Zingiberaceae. Bases 120 to 383 code for a protein of 87 amino acids. The transcript has 2 exons. The record is from RefSeq and is a predicted model, not a curated record.